CCAAGACUCCAUCCUGCUCCGCCCUGGAUUAAAAGCCUUGGCGUCUGAAUUUUAUGACGGGGUGGCGGGAUUGUUUGCGGGGAUCGAGAUCUCCGGGGUCCGCGUGGAGGCAGGAGUUGUGGGGAGCGGAAGAAGCUCCAAGAUAAUUGGACAAGAGCUCUGAGCUGGUCACCGAUAGGCCUUGGUUCCUGGCGUCAAGCCCACAGUUGUGUGGAGUUGUUUUUCAUAGUGGCUGUUGGGUGGAUUCAAUAGCACAGGAGGGCAAGGGUGUGAAAAUAGGGGAGGCUCCCAAGAUAGCAAGACAAUAAUGGGCGGUAGGGAGUGGGGGAAGGGAUAAGCCUGGAUUUGGAAAUAUCUCCAAGAUAAAAUACCCUGAUUUGAGUGCAUAGGUGUGGCUAAGUGUGCGAGGUAGAAGUUGAGGCAACAUUUGACAAAGAGGCGUGCCUGGUACAGAAAAUGGAGAAGGUGCCAGCAAGGCCAGGACCAAUAGAGGCACCAGAACGAGCAGGAAGGGACCAUUUUGCCAUUCAGCCUAGGAUCAGAUGGGAACAACUACCCCAUGGGGCAAUGUUACAGCCAGAGGGCAUGCCUACCCAGUGGUGGGAAUACCUGAAGACUAUGCCUUCUCCGGCCACGGUAUGGGGCAGCCCAGGCCUCCAGGAACUGACUUCUUUGGAUGACUUGAUUGCUUUUGAGAGAAUGUUUGGAGUCUGUCAGUGGCCUAGACUGAAGCCGGCGUUCAGGGCAGAAGGCCAGCAAGCGUUGAGUGGCAAGAACACUAGAGGCAAAAAAGCCUGCGGGAGAGUCAAGACCAUCUUCCUGCACGAAAGCUCCCCCAGCACAGAGCUACACCGCCAGCGCUUCAGGCAAUUCUCUUACCAGGAAGCCGAGGGGCCUCGGGAGGCCUGUGGCCGCCUGCGAGAGCUCUGCCAUUGCUGGCUGGAGCCAGAGUGCCGCACCAAAGAGCAGAUUGUUGAGCAGCUGAUUUUAGAGCAGUUCUUGAUCGUCUUGCCUCAGGACAUCCAAAAUCAGGUCAGGGAACGUAGCCCAGAGACCUGUGCCCAAGCAGUGGCCCUGGCCGAAGGCUUCGUUUUGCGGCAGCAAGAAGACAAGCAGGAGGAGGAGCAGGGGACUCGACCAUCUCAAGAGGUGGCUGUGGAUUUUUCCAAAGCACGGAGUGUGUCAGUCGAUGUCAGGCAGCAGCAAUCGGGCCCCCGGAGAAGGAGGGUGGAUAUUGUUAACCUCUCAAAGGGUGUCAAUCUAGCUAGCAGAACUGAGAAGCUGGAACCGCAGCCUCUGGAGUCCAAGGAAGAGGGGAAUGUGGCAGUCCAUCCAGUCUCAGGGGGAACCCAAAGGAGAGAGAAAAGCCACGUCUGCAUCGAAUGUGGCAAAAGCUUCACGCGCCCCUCAGAUCUGGCAAAACAUCUUAACGUUCACACAGGCGAAAGACCCUACCUUUGUGUUGAGUGUGGGAAAAGCUUUAGCCAGCUUUCCCAUCUCACAAGACAUCAGAAAAUCCACUCAGGAGAGAAGCCUCACAUCUGCUCUGAGUGUGGAGAUACCUUCAGCCAACGGGCCUAUCUUGUCAGCCAUCAAAGGAGUCACUCGGGAGAGCAGCCAUACCACUGUUCUUAUUGCCAGAAGUGCUUUAGCCACCAGUCUGCUCUGAAGAUCCACGAGCGGAACCACAUGGGCCAGAAGCCCUAUGCCUGCACCGACUGCGGGAAACGGUUUGUGUCCUCCUCUUCUCUCACGACACACAGAAGGAUCCACACAGGAGAAAAACCUCACGCCUGUGGGGUGUGUGGGAAAAGGUUCAUCCAACACUCCAACCUGGUCUCUCACCAGCGGACGCACUCGGGGGAGAAGCCAUUUUCCUGUAAGGUGUGCAGCAGGAAGUUUGCCUACCCUUCGGAUCUUACCCGGCACCAAAAAAUCCAUACAGGAGAGAAACCUUACGCCUGCGAUGAGUGUGACAGAAGAUUCACCAGGCUGUCUGAUCUCAUUACACACCAACGUAUCCAUACGGGAGAAAAACCAUACCGCUGCCUUGAGUGUGGGAGAAGAUUCAGGCAGAGGGGUGUCCUGGUGAAACAUCAGAGGUGCCAUUCAAAAGAAAAUCCAAAAGGAAGUGAGGCUGUCCAGUCCAGUGAGUCUCAAGUUAAAAGUCAGUUCAAAAGUCAUGAGAUCAAACUGGAGAAAGAACUGGAAGAUCAGGAGGAGGAACCCAGUUUGAUUCUCUUUCCCAGUCCCUGAUGCUUAUCGCUGUUAUACUGCUGCUUACAGAGGGAUCAAUCAUUCCAUAGGAUAAAGAAUCAACUUUUUUCUGUUCCUCUACUACUGACUAAAAAGUGGACAUGGAGGUUGUUGAUGAUGGUAUAAUGAAGCUCAUCAUGCUCUCUAUUUGCGUUUUUAUAAGUAACACUCCAAAAAGAGAAGAGGCUUUUAUAGGUGGGUUUGUAACUUCAGGCGAGAAAAGGCAGGAAGAAUAAUCUUGCCUUUUCUUCUGUUAUAUGGCUGGUUUCCCUUUACCUGCAAACAGUAAUCUUUUGAAGCAGUUGGAAUGACUCUGCAUGCAGCAGUUGGAGUAAAUCUUUUCCAAGUAAUUGACUGUCCUUUGCUAGCCAGGUAAAAGAGAAAUAGCUCUUUUUCGGAAAGAAUAGCUUCCGAACAACUCAAAUGAGGCAGAAACUGGACAGAAACAUACCAGAACAGCUGGUACGUUCAAGGUCUAGUUAGGACAAUGAUUGCUUUUACUCUAUAUGGUGAUUUAAAUGCAGUUUUUCUCUGCCUGAAGUAUCAGACAGAGACUAGAAAAACAGACAGAUCAUCAUAAGGUCAGCAGGUCCUGGGCAAUAUACAUGCUGGGAUAAUGGUAUGAGCUGGUAAUCUUUUUAGAUUGGCAACGAUGAUAGCUCUGUCAGCUUCUACUUCUUUAUAUUAAAACCCAAGCAGCUGUCAAUCCAUCUGGGAUAUUGGAUGUCAUCCUCUCAUUUCUGCCCUGGCUCAUGUCCAGUAGAAUUUAAGGGAUAAGGAUGUGAUAAGGAUAAACUUUUAUCAGGUUGGGCCUUUGGUCCCAUCUUGCCUAAAUGGCCACAUAUCUCUAAGAGAUCAGAAAGGGCAACUUUCCAAACAAUAAAAUAUAC
Molecule: messenger RNA, 3146 nt
Organism: Notechis scutatus (mainland tiger snake)
Lineage: Eukaryota; Metazoa; Chordata; Lepidosauria; Squamata; Elapidae
Source: RefSeq, a predicted model, not a curated record